AUGAAUAUAGUUUCAGCAAAUAAGACCGAGCACACCACCGUGUCAGGUUCUGUUGAGGCCGUAGCGCCAACAGAUGAUCCGGAGGAUAUCUUCGAAGCAUCCUUGGAGGGCCUGUUCGACCUUGCACCGAUAACCCACUCAUCCGCCGGAUCCGUCUACACGUAUCACACACCGUCUACUCGACUACCUCCCUACUCCAUCGUCCUCUCCACGCCGGAUACCCGUGCCGAGAACUGGUCCCUUCAUGCCUCAUCCAUCUGGGUUUCCUCCCUCUACAUCUCUGACCAUAUCGAAGAGCUUCAUCUCGAGGACACUUCACCAGGAACGUUGUCGGGUCAUCUUCACGUUCUCGAGCUAGGAGCGGGGGCUGGUCUUCCAGGGAUCCUCAUCGCGAAAACCUAUCCACGCUUCGCUCGUGUUACGUCAAGCGAUUAUCCCGAUGAAGACUUGAUAUCCACAUUGCAACAAAACGUGGGUCGUAACAACGUUCAGGAUCGAUGUCGAGUUGUUCCCUUCGCGUGGAGCUCGAAUGCCUCUAGCCUUUUCCCAAAACUUGACGGCUCCGACGAUCCUUCUCGAACAGUAAAAGGCUUCGACGUGAUCGUCGCGGCAGAUACGCUGUGGAAUCCUGACUUUCACGGGCUCUUCAUCGACACGCUCGUUUUGGCUCUCACACGGACAGCAGAUGCGCGAAUACAUUUGGUGGCAGGGAUGCACACGGGCAGAUACACUAUUCAGAGCUUCUUGAAUGCCGUAUCUAAGAAUACGGGGCUCGAGAUUGUGGAGGUCACUGAAAGGAGUGUGAAGGGCGAGUCAAGGAGGGACUGGGAUGUGGGACGAGCGGAGGGAGAAGAUGAGAGAGAACGAAGGCGUUGGGUUACGACAAAUUAUACACAGGAUCUUCCGCAAAAUCCACGAGGCUAG
Stereum hirsutum FP-91666 SS1 is the source of this 924-nucleotide messenger RNA. RefSeq lists its product as uncharacterized. The record is from RefSeq and is a predicted model, not a curated record. The transcript has 3 exons. Lineage: Eukaryota; Fungi; Basidiomycota; Agaricomycetes; Russulales; Stereaceae. The coding region runs from base 1 to 924 and encodes 307 amino acids.